GUUCGACAUUUGACGGUGCAAUGGUGAUUACCAAUAAAAAUUGAAUUAUAAAUGUAAAACAUAAUUUUACUCGACACUUGUUUAGUUGAAAUUUUUGAAAAACAAAUAUUAUCUUAUUUGAUUUAUUUGAUUUUUAUUAAACAUUUUUUACUCAGAUAGGUACAGCCAAGCUGCGAAAAAAUUAUGUGUUUUAGAACAAGCAUAGGUGACUUUAUUGUAUCAGUGUUUAUUGAAUACCUAAAAGAGUAAAACAUAAUAUAAUAUUUGUAAAUCAUUGAAAUUGGAAACAUUUUAAAGGUAAUCGAGAUUAAUAUAAAUUACUUAUUAGUUUUAUUAAUUAUUAAUUUUGUUUUUCUAUUUAAACUGAAUUAACCGUACAUUGAAUAUUUUCUAGUCCAAUUCCCACUUGUAGAAUGGUAUCCAGAGGAAGUAAAACAAGAUUUAUUGGAUUCAUAUGUAUGGUUUUGGUUUUUUCGGCAAUACUAUAUAUAUUUCAUGAAACUCAUUCAGAGUUAGAAGAUUAUCGUCAAUCUGCAUCUUCAUGCACACAUCAUCUAGAAUCAAUUUCAUCACAAUUGCAAAGUAAUAUAAAGUAAAAAUUGAUAUUUUUAUGUUUACUUUGGCAGGAAAUAGUUUCUGAGUGUACUCUUAUUAUCAACAAAGGUAUUUUUUUUUCUAUAGUGGCGCUUUUUAGUGUUUGAAACAAAGUUCUGAAAUACAUCUAAUUUUAGGAGAAACUUUUUAAUUCAAUUGAUAGCGUUGAUAGAUUUCCAUCAUAGUAAAAAAAAACCAGGGAGGGGUGUAACUUUAUAUACACUACUUACCUUACGUAUGAUUUAUAAAAAGUUUGGACUAUGAAAUGAUCAACACAAAAUAAAUAGGUAUCAGUAAGUUAUACUAAUUAAUACUAAACAAUUUAAAUUGAAUUAUAUUUAUUGGUUAGAGUGAAAGUUAAAUUGAUUGUAUGUUAUCAGCUUUUGCUUAAGGGAAAAUAGGUUGACACCACUUUUAGGUUGUGACUUUUUCUCUUACCUUACCAUGAUGUGGUUUUUCAUUUAACCAUGACAAUACAGUUGCCUGUGAUUAUAUGACAAUACUGAUAGCAUAUUUAUUUUAUACAUGUAAAUAAUUUUUAAUUAUGCAAAGUGGAACAAUCGGGAGUUUUUAAUACAUUAUAAAAUGACAUUAACUGGACCAUGUUUAAGGUAUAUGAUAUUUGUAUAAAUUGUAUGAUGAUUUAAUUAUUACUUAAAAUUUAGGGGUUGCACUAUUCUAGGCACCAAUGUAAAUAUACAUAUUUAAUUACAAAUUUGAAACAAAAAUUUAGUACCUAUAACUUAUACCAAAUUCUGCUAAUCACAAAUCAAAUUUAUUUUUAAAUUAUUUUAACUUAUCUUAUUUAGUUGUUGUUGAAAACAAAUUGAAGUUAGAGAGAUCCUUAGAAGACGAAAAAAAUGAACACAUGAAAACAAAAGAAGAACUUAAUGCAAGAAUUCUAGAUGAGAAACAAUUGCGUGACAAACAAAAUCUUGAAGCUGUGAAUCGUUAUAAUGAUUUAGACCAAACUCGUGCAGCAUUAGAAGUAUACUUAUUCAUAAUAUGUUUAGAUAUAUCAUUGGGUUCUUUACACUUUUUUUAUUACAUUUUUUUUGUCUUUAAGAAAUCUCAUAAAAAUGUAUAUUAUUAAUAGGGAUUUCAAUUACAGACAAAUCUGUUUCACAGUAUAAAAUAAUUAUAGAGGAUGAAAUUAAAAGUAUAAAACCAAAAAUAUCUUUAAGAGGACGUUAUACCCACAUUUACUGUUUUAGUUGAACUACGGGGUAACAUGCAAAAACAACGCUUACACAAAAUAAGUAAAACUAGUUUAAUUUUGAUUUUAAAGUAAAACUACUUAUUAUGAAAUUUAUAGAAAGCAAUAUUUUGGAGGGAAUGUUAUAGGCAUUUUUUGAACUAUGAACUAUGAACUAUUACAAAAGUUACAGUUAUUUUUUAUCGAGUAGUAUAUUUUGAACAAUACAAAAACCCUAUGACAUUCCCUCCAAAAUAUUGUUCUCUAUAAAUUUCAUAAUUGGUGCAUUUAAAAAAUCUAAAAUCAAAUUUAAAGCACUUUUACUUAAUCUGUAUAAGUAUUGUUUUUGCAUGUUGCCAGGUAGUUGGACUAAGACAGUGGAUGCAGGUAUAACGUUCUUUUAAAUCAAAUACCAAACUAUAUCUUAGAUCAUUUUUAUCAUAUAUUUAUUUUAUAUUAAAAUAAAACUAAUUAUUAUAGCUGUACAAAUAAAAUAUAUUAUAAAAUAUCUCGUUAUGCUCAGAAUCUAACACAUUUAAUAAGUUUGAAAUAAUACAUUAUAAAUUAUAAAGUUGAUUGACUACUUGACAUGAUUGAGUUUUCUCAAUUUUGAGUCAAGUAAAUACUUUUAUUUUGCCAUUACUUAGAGAUAUUGUCCUUUGUAACCAGAUAUAUUAGUGAAGUAAAAUAAUAAUUGGCUCAGUUAUUAACUUUACAGGUAUAACACAUUUGAAAGAUUAUAAUAUUUAUAUUUGUUUUUAUUAAUUAUUAUUCACGUAAGAAGUAAAAUAGAAAAACUGAAUUUUGUAUAAACUAAUAUAUUUUAUUUUAUUUACUAUAAAUUUUAUAGAAAGAAGAAAAAGAGAUACGAGAUGAAUUAGAAAUGUUAAAAACAAAUUUCACAGAAGAAAAAAGAAAAAAAGAUCUACUUCAAAAAAACUUUAAUAUUGCAAUAAGUCAAAUAACAAAUCUCAAGGUCUUUAAACAUUAUUUUUGUUUACUGAAUUUUUAUUUGUUUGUGUAUAUAUAUAUAUAUAUAUAUAUAUUUGUUAUUUCAGAAAGAAAAUUCCAAACUAGAGAAUUAUCUAAAUAAUAGUAGUUUACAAAAAUCAAAUGAUUUUCCAGUCGUACAAUUUAUUCCAAAGUCAAAUGAAAAUAUAAAUGCUACAAAAGUAUACUGAAUAUAUAAUAAUUUAUUGCUUUAUUUAAUAACUACUAUAUAAAAUUAUGUUUUAUUAAAGUCAACUUCAGUGACUCCUGCAAUUAAUCCACAAGCUAUUGAUGGAGUUAUAGUUAAAAGUUCAACACCAAUGGUAUAUAUUGUAAAAAUAUAAAGUUGAUUACGAAAAUAGAUUUUUUAAUUAAAUUAUGCAAUUUUAUUUUUUUAAGAUCAAUUUAGAAGUAUCUCCUAAAAAUGAAUCUCCUGAGAAGCCUAUUGAAAAUGUAAUAAACUUAAAAAUUAUAUUUAUUUUUAUUUGUGCAUUUAUUAUUAUAUAAUAUAUUUAAUUAAUAUAAUAUACAUCAUUUUAAAAUUGUAUAGAAUGAAGCUAAUCCAAUUAAUCAACCAAGUAUGGAUAUCGACUCUGCUAAUGAAUUGAAUAAUGUUUUAAUAGGUCAAAAAGAAACUAGUCCUCCAACACAAGUAAAAAAUAAGACAUAUUUAUUAAAAAAAAAAAAAACAAAUUUAAUACAUUUUUUGAAACCAAGAGAUUUUUUUUGUAUUAUUUAGGAAUCUCAAGUUGGUGAAAAUGAACCUAUGAAGGCUCCACCUAGAGAAACAAUUAUUAAAAAAGAACAUAUUAUAAACAAGUAAUAUCAAUUUAAAAAAAAAAAAUACAUUUUCAAAAUUAAUUAAAUUGUAUAAAUUAAAUUUUAGUAGUGAAGAAGAUAAACUAUUGAAGCAAAAAAAUAAUGCAUAUAAAUAUGAUUAUGAACAAGACCACUUUAAAGAAGAUGGUGAGAUGGACAGUAUGCAUGCUAUUUUAGAUUUUAAGAGAAGAGAGGAAGUCAUUAGCUUUAAUAUGUCAUAUUGCUUUUGCUUUUUUUAUUGCCUGGUGUGUAUGUUAUGGGGGCAGAAGAAGUUGUUAAAAUUAGAAUAGUAGUUUUAUAGAAAAAAUAAUAUAUUAAAUAGUUUUUUUUUUUUUUUUUAAUUACAAUGCAGUUUUUUUAAAAAGGUUUUUGAAAACUAGUGGACAAAUAUAUAAGACAAUUAUAUUAAUUUUCAUACAGCUUCAAAUAUUUUUUCCGAAUGUAAUAAUUGUUAUAUUUUGUCUAUUAUCAUACUUAAAUAUUUAUAAUAAUAUACUAUUAUCUCAGGUGAGAAAAAUGAAACAACUCUCUAAAAUUUUUUUUAUGUUUAUGUCUAUCUGUCUAUUAGAUGAAAUAGUUUUCUAUGCUUAUAAGAAAAUGACAAUUGACAAUGGAUUAGAUUGGAAACCCAUUAUUUUUCUAUUGAUUAAUUUAUUUGUUUUGUACAAUAGCAAUCUUAUUCAUACAAAUAUAAAUUUAAACAAAAAUUAUUUUAAUUGCAUGUGUUGCGGGAUUAUUACAACAUUAUAUCAUUUUAAGAUACAUCCUAUGGAAGGUAGAUUGUGUUAUUUUGAGAGAGAUUUGAUAGAAUAGUGAAACCCAUAAGGAAUACUAUUUUUUUUGAAAAUAAUAUAAUGCAUUUUUAUUAAAGUAAAUACUUUCUUAUUUAAAAUAACAUUCAAUAUUUUGCAUGUUUACAAUAUAACUAUUAUUAUAUUUAAUUUAGUUGAAAUAUUUUAUAUUGACACAUUUUUUUUUUUGUUUAUAUGUACAGAAGAUGAUGAAGACAUGAAUGAUUUUGAUGCUAGAGAAGAUAAUCAACAUAAACGGAAAUAAUUUUAACAGAUUACAAAUUAUUUAUUCAUUUUAUUAUUUUUUUUAUACAUAAAUCUAACAUUAAUAAAUAAUUGUAUGUAUACUGAAUUAACAUGUGACCAAUAAUUUUUCAUAAACUUCAGUUUUUUAUUUUUAUAUUACAUUUAACCCUAUCAAAUAUCUACCUUAUUA
Messenger RNA from Cinara cedri, 4825 nucleotides. The record is from the annotation of a GenBank genome assembly. Lineage: Eukaryota; Metazoa; Arthropoda; Insecta; Hemiptera; Aphididae.